CUCUUCAACGCCGUUGCACAGCGCUCGGGUCUGGCCUCUUGUUUAAUUGCUGCAAGGCUCCUUGAUUUCCUCGUGCCUUGGGCAGAGUUGCGCUUGCUUCCUCUCCGCUGCUGUGGUACAACAACGCCAGGGAAGUAUUUGGACAGCAGUCAAUGACUGUACCUUUGAUGCAUCAGAUCCACGAGGAACUUCUUUGGGCAUCUCCUGAGCAGCUGCGCUCAUUGAUGGGGAGCUGGAGAAGGUGCUGUCUCCAAAGCAAGAGAGACCCUGCAUGCGUGCACCAACAAGCGACGUCUUUUCACCGAUGGCAUCACCAACAAGCUGGUGGCCUGCUACACGGACGAGGACAUGGCAGACGCGGUGCUGGUCCGCAUCUACGGCAGGAAGACGGAGCUUUUUGUGGACCGGGAGACGGAGCUGAAAAACUUCCAGGUGCUGCAAGCCCACGGCUGUGCCCCCGACCUCUACUGCGCCUUCCAGAACGGCCUGUGCUACGAGUUCACGCCGGGCAUCGCCCUGGGACCGGACCACGUGCGGGACCCCUGCAUAUUCAGGCUGGUGGCCCAGGAGAUGGCCCGGGUGCACGCCAUCCAUGCCAACGGUAGCAUCCCGAAGCCCAUCCUGUGGCAGAAACUGCACAAAUACCUCGCCCUCGUGAAGAUGGAUCUCAGCCCAAAGGUAUCCAACCCCAGCCUCCAUCCGGAUGUGCCCAGCCUGGAAGUGCUAGAGCAUGAGCUGGCCUGGAUGAAGGAAACCCUCUCCCAGCUGGGGUCCCCUGUGGUGCUUUGCCACAACGACCUGCUCUGCAAGAACAUCAUCUACAACGGCCCUGAAGAGCACGUGCGGUUCAUAGACUACGAGUACACCGGCUACAACUACCAGGCUUUCGACAUUGGGAAUCACUUCAACGAGUUUGCAGGUGUGAAGGAGGUGGACUACCGCCUCUACCCCAGCAAGGAGAUCCAGCUGCAGUGGCUGGGGUCCUACCUGCAGGCCUACAAGCGCUUGACCCAGGAGGACCAAGGAGGCAGAGGAGCAGCCGUGUCUGAGAAGGAGCUGGAGGCUCUCUACGUGCAAGUGAACAAGUUUUCUUUAGCGUCCCAUUUCCUCUGGGCAUGCUGGGGCCUGAUCCAAGAUAAAUACUCUACCAUAGACUUUAACUUCUUAGGAUAUGCAAAGCUAAGAUUUAAACAGUACUUCAAGAUGAAGCCGGUAGUCACAGCUCUGCAGAUUUCCAAAUAGCAUCUCCAGCCCGUGAGACCCUGAGCUAUUUUGUCCUUGCUGCAUCCACAGCCCUCGCCUCCCCCUUGCCCUUCCCCACUCCAGCUGGGGCUGAGGGCAGAUCCUGAUGGUGGGAAGGGGGAAGAGGAUCUCUGACCCAGCCACCGAUUAAAGGAGACCCUGGACAUACCUGAGACUGGACCAUGAGACACUAAGGAGGACCACGGCCUCAGCGAGGCCCCAGCCUACGCCAG
Messenger RNA from Struthio camelus australis, 1475 nucleotides. It is a transcript of the gene ETNK2, whose product is annotated as ethanolamine kinase 2. Gene Ontology annotation, molecular function: ethanolamine kinase activity. Gene Ontology annotation, biological process: phosphatidylethanolamine biosynthetic process. Gene Ontology annotation, cellular component: cytoplasm. The record is from RefSeq and is a predicted model, not a curated record. NCBI's taxonomy places the organism in Eukaryota, Metazoa, Chordata, Aves, Struthioniformes, Struthionidae.